Molecule: messenger RNA, 3189 nt
Organism: Oryzias latipes (Japanese medaka)
Lineage: Eukaryota; Metazoa; Chordata; Actinopteri; Beloniformes; Adrianichthyidae
Source: RefSeq, a predicted model, not a curated record
CGGAGCAGGAACCAUGUCUUCAGAACCUCAGGAAGGUUCUGUCAGAGAACAACUUUCUGCUGCUGAAGGAACCAUCGUCCAGAACGAGGAGGAACUCUGUCGUCAGCGCAGACUGCUGGAUAGCAGCUGGAACCCGCAGCUUCAGCUACACGUAGUUGUACUCCCCCAGCAUUGGGUGACUCAAGAGGAAGGUCUCUGCAACCAGCAGAGGAACUUCAGAGUGGAACAGAAGGAACCACAACUUCUGCAGAUUGAAAAGGAGGAACCAGAACCUCCACAAAUAAAAGAGGAACUGCAGGAACCAGAACCUCCGCAUUAUAAAGAGGAACUACAGGAACCAGAACCUCCACAGAUUAAAAAGGAACUACAGGAACCAGAACCUCCACAGAUUAAAGAGGAACCAGAGGAGCGCUUCAUCAGUCAGGAUGAAGAUCAGCUUGAUCUGAAGCAGGAGACUGAUACCUUGAUGGAGAUUCCUACUUAUGAGGAAGAUGAGAACAAUGAAGCAGAUCUAAACAAUCAGCAGAACUUUAAUGUAACUGAUAGUCAGGGUGAAGAAGGAAACCAACAUGAAGAAUCAACAUCAACUACAGAUGAAGAGACAGACCCACAGAACAGAGAUCAGAGGAAGAGAAGAGACAGAAGUCAUGUCCAAAGUGUGGACAGCUCUCACAAAAAGUCAAGAAGUCACUUUCCAAAGGGAGGGAAACUUAACUAUAUAAAAUCUGGUGAAAGAAAAAGAAUUGCACACAAUGUGUCUUCCCACAUGAGAACUGAGUCUGAUGGAAGACCUUAUGUCUGUAAAGGAUUUAGUAACGGUUUUAGUUACUGGUCUCAGUUCAGAAAUCACAAAAGAACUCGCACAAGAGAAAAAAAAUUAUUUUGUAAAGAAUUUGAUAAAAGUUUUAUUGAUGUGUCUAAUCCUAAAAUGCACAGAACGGAUACAGGGACGAAGCCUUUUACUUGUAAAGAAUGUGAUAAAUGUCUUAGUCAGGCAUCUAGUCUCAAAACACACAUGAGAAUUCACACAGGAGAAAAGCCUUUUUCUUGUAAAGAAUGUGAUAAAAGUUUUAGUGACAUAUCUAGUUUCAAAAGACACGUGAGAACUCACACAGGAGAAAAGCCUUUUAGUUGCAAGGAAUGUGAUAAAAGUUUUAGUGACACAUCUAGUUUCAAAAGACACGCAAGAACUCAUACAGGAGAGAAGCCUUUUUGUUGUAAAGAGUGCAAUCAAAGUUUUAGUCAGACGUCUCAUCUUAGAUCGCACAUGAUAACUCAUACUGGAGAGAAGCCUUUUACUUGCAAAGAAUGUGACAAAAAUUUUAAUCAAAUUUCUAAUCUUAAAAGACACCUGAGAACUCAUUCAGGAGAGAAGCCUUUUUGUUAAGAUCGUGAAACAAGCUUUUGCAUGUUUCUGGCCGCAAAAUGCGUAUAAGAAUUCACAUGGGAGACGCCUAUUUCUUGACCAAAAUAUCAAAGAAUUUAGCAAAAACGUAAUGCAUUAAAUUAAAAGGAGCCUUAAAUGAAUGUUGAAUGCAUGGAAAUGCAGUUUUCUGAAGUCUGACGUGCUGAAAAAAAGCCUAUUUUGAUUGUUUAGUAUAAUAUUUACAUUAUGUUAAAUAAUAUUUAGGUUUUCAUCUUCUAUAAGCAGGGCUGAGCGAUAUGCAAUUUUUCUAUAUCAUGAAAUAGAUUUUUUAACAUUAGGCGAUAAUCAUAUAUAUAUAUAUAUCACAAUAUAAUCCAAAUAACUUUAUUUGUCGCAUUUGAACACUCUAUGGCUAAUAAGUCAAAUGUGUAAUCUUCAGCAGGUUGUUUAGAUUUAAAAUGUAUUUUCUAUUAUACUUUAAACAUAACAGAUGCACUGAAGGACCAUGAUGCAACAGUUGUAGUUUUUUUCCAGAUAAGAAAAAGGCAUUUAUAUUACCAACUAAUCCGAAAAUUAAAGCAAGUUAAAGCUGUGCAGGUCUGACCUUUUUUUUGUUUUGUUUGUUAUUUCAGUCUGAGAUUGAACAUGCUUGCUGGCUCUGCUUCAGGUGAUAAAAAGGUUGGUUUUAUUUCCAGUCUUAGCAAUUUGGAUUUGGACACAGACACUUCUGCAAACUAAAGCAAAUAUGAGAUAACUUAUAUACAUUAUUCCAACAAACGAUCACUCACCAACCCUCUAACUGGUACUUGCCAAAGAGUAUUAAAUAGUCGCGACUGGCCAGUGUUAAUUUCAGGCCCUUCAAAAUUAAAGCGUACCGCGAUAAACUAAUUUUUCUAUCAAGAAAAAGUUAUAUCUCAAUAAAUGUAAUUACAGUUUUAUCUAUCAGCCCUAUCUGAGUCAUAAUCAUCAAAAAUUAAUGAUAUAUGGGAUUGAUACAUUUCAAUCUGUGUAAUGAAUCUAUGCAAUAUGAGUUUUACUCUUUGUUGAUUGACAAUAAAUAUUGAACUUUUCCAUGAAAUUCUUUCUUUAAGGUUUAUCUGUUAAUAGAAAUGGGCUGUUUUAAAUUUUAACAGUAAAAUUCUCAGCUCUUGAAUGGCUUUUACCAGUUUUGAAGAUACCAUCACUUUUUGUACUGACAUUGUCUAUGAAAUGAUUUUCAAAGAAACAUUUAUCAACAAUUCAGAAGCAAUAUUCAGUUUCUGUUGGUUGAUUUUAUUUGUUGAUUUUCGUAUUAUUAUUUUUUUGGUUUAAAGUUGUUAAGUUGACCAUCGUGGUUGCAGUUUAUGCUUAGACAAUGUGAAUGUUGUUUAAGUCAGUGUUUCCCAACCCUUGCUCCUCGGGGACCACUGUCCUCCGUGUUUUCCAUUUUGUCAUCAAAGGUAGGUGUGUUUGAGCAGGGUUGGAUUGAAAACAUACAUGACAGUGUUCCCUGAUGUCCAGGGUUUGGAAACAUUGGUCUAAGUCUUAUUUUGCAUACAUUUUUAAUUCUAACAAGUUUUAUGUGACUAGCAAAUAUUUCAUUAUUGUUUUAUAUCUUGUAUUUUGCUGGGUCAUGUGAAUAGGUAGCAGUUUUGUAAAGAAAAGAUUUUCCUAAAAAUGUAUUAAGGACGAAGUGGAUAAAGAACUAGAUUGGUGUUUCUGUCUUGUGCUCUUGUGAGUCAUGUUUCCUAGUAAAGAUUAGAACUGUUCCUCUGUUCUUUUCGGUUCUCAGUGUUCUGUCCCAAUCUGAUCUGUAAAGAAUAAAGUGGACAUGAAAAUCAGUC